Molecule: messenger RNA, 1206 nt
Organism: Anoplopoma fimbria (sablefish)
Lineage: Eukaryota; Metazoa; Chordata; Actinopteri; Perciformes; Anoplopomatidae
Product: testicular acid phosphatase homolog
Exons: 11
Coding region: 1-1206 (401 amino acids)
Biological process (GO): regulation of neuronal synaptic plasticity; negative regulation of ERBB4 signaling pathway; lysosome organization
Cellular component (GO): postsynaptic membrane; lysosome
Molecular function (GO): acid phosphatase activity; protein tyrosine phosphatase activity; receptor tyrosine kinase binding
Source: RefSeq, a predicted model, not a curated record
AUGACUUUUAAGGUUUUCCGACAUGGCGAUCGAUCGUCUAUUGAGUCGUAUCCCAAUGAUCCUCAUGGGGAGAAAGUGUGGGCUCAAGGCUUCGGGCAGCUGACUGAGCUGGGCAUGAAACAACAGUUUGAGCUGGGUAGGUUUCUAAGGAGGCGUUAUGGCAACUUUCUCAGUGAGGACUACAACAACAAAGAGUUAUAUGUAAGGAGUACUGACUACGACCGUACUCUAAUGAGUACCCAGGCCUGCCUUGCUGGGAUGUUCCCCCCAACCAGACGCCCCCCUCCCAUCAUGCCCCAGUUACUGUGGCGGCCUAUUCCAGUGCACACCAUCCCCAGGGCCCAGGACAAGCUGUUGAGGUCUCCAGGCAAAGACUGUCCAAGGUUCAGAGCUCUGAUGACGGAGACCUUUGAGAGUGAUCACUACCAGAGGUUCCUCAGGGCUCACAAGGUGGUGUUUGAGUUCAGGACGGGGGCCUCCUGCGUUGAAUUUUCACACCCUCUGCUGGAAGCACAGUACCUGCAAUACUUCGUGGAGGGACUUUCCAACCACACUGGCUACCCCAUCUCCAAACUGGUUGGCCAAAAAAUAUGGAGGGUCUACGACACUCUUACCUGUCAGCGGAUCCAUAACCUAACUCUCCCACGCUGGGCCACCCAAGAUGUUCUGGACACCCUGAAGAGAAUUGCAUCAUUUGAGGUCAUGUACAGCAUCCUCAGUCACAAGCGCAAAGAAAAGGCCAGGCUCGCGGGAGGGGUGCUGCUGAAUGCCAUUCUGAGGAAUUUCUCCAGGGCUGUAGAGCAAAGGAGCACUCUCAAAUUCAUUAUGUACUCAGCCCAUGACUCUACCCUCAUCACCCUCCAGGCGGCUCUGGACGUGUACAACGGCCUUCUUCCUCCCUAUGCUGCCUGUCAACUCUUUGAGUUCUACCAGGAGUAUGAUGGUUCCUAUUCUCUGGAGCUGUAUUACCGCAAUGAUUCCUGGCGGGACCCUUACCCCAACCCUGUGCCAGGAUGUAAUGGGUUAAACCCCUGCCCUUUGUCCAUGUUCACUGAGCUGGUGCGGGACGUGGUGGCAGAGGACUGGGAGGCUGAGUGUGUCAUAACAGCUCUUGCAGUGGCUGUGGGUCUCCUGGCAGUGGCGCUGUUGUUCAGCAUAGGAGUGGCGAUCCACAGGAGGAGAGCACACUACUCCAGGGAGGUGUAG